AUGAAGCGUAAAGUAAGUUGAAAGUAAGAAAACAGAGUUCCGGCGUCGCGGCGGCAAUGCGUCGACGAUGUACCAGAAUCUUGAGCGUUCGGGAGGAUCGUCAUGUAGUGUCCACGGCCUCGAAGGCUCUCCUUGGACAAAGACGACGUGGGCAAUCUCUAGAUCUCCUUGCGAAGUCUAGAGAUCAAUGAAAUGGGUCGUUGAAUCGUCUCUGGCGGCUGUCACCUAGUAGAGCGGAAAAACGACGACUUUGCGGUUCUCUGGCGGCUGUCACCUGACGGAGAGGAGCUGGAUGGAGGUGAGGCGCAUGUCAGGGAGCUUCAUCCUCAAGUCCACGCAGCAAGAGGAGGCUCUUCAUCGCAUCUGAUACGCUCUCAGGAGGUGGCAACUCGUCUCCCGGCGGAUCGUCCUCUUCCCGACGAUGGCUUGUUCGUCGAUCAAUCGGAGAUGAUUUACUCGAUGGAUUCACGAUCCUUUUAUCGCGAAUCCUUCAGCAAUUUUAGUAACAAUGCUCUGUGAAUCGCAUUGACGAGAUUUUCGCCGAUGAUCUAGCGAUUUUGGUUGCUUAAUCCUUCACCGGUGAUCUGCAAGAAAGUUGCGAUAAUCAGAUAAAAAUAUGAGUUUUGGCUCUGGGAGGAUUCGAACCCGCGCCGGUUGCCCCCCGCCUUUUCUGAGGAAGGUGACGGGUUUAGUCCCACAUCGGUUGUGCGCCGAAUUUUUGGGCGAAUAUAUAGUAAUGUUACAUUUCGAAGCAAAGUCCAUUUCUCGCGCUUGUACGACCACUCCUUGCCCCACAGCCGGCUGGCCACUGGUGACGUGGAAGAGGAGUGGCGUACACGUGCCCCCAUCGGUUCAAGCCGCUCGAGCCCCUACUCAUGGCUCAUGCCCGACUGUGCUUCCGACCCACUUGCGGGCCCGGUUGGCCGGUGGGUCCCCCUGAUUUUGCUACAUUUUUAUUUUAAUUUCUUUUCCUUCAUUUAUCUUAAAAGUAAGACUGUAAAAAUCGUAUAAAAUUAGAUAAUUACCCAAAAAUUCAUGUUAAUCAACUGAAAACUACUUUUCACACUUUAACAAAAAUAUAAGUCUAUUUAUCAUGAGUUAAGGCUAAAACUAUAUUCUUUACUAAUUAUUAACUCAUGAUAAUGAAGACUUAUCACCCCAUCAGUCCUAGUCGUUCGAGCCCUUGCUCGCAGCUCCUCCCCGACUGUGCUUCCAAUCCGCUUGUAGACUCGGCUGGCCGGCGGGUCCCCUCUAUUUUGCUAUAUUUUUAUUUUUAUUUCUUUUUCUUCAUUUAUCUCAAAAAUAAGACUAUAAAAAUCAUAUAAAUUCGUAGAAAAUCACAUAAUUACCUAAAAGUUCACGUUAAUCAAUUGAAAACUACUUUUCACACUUUAACACAAAUAUAAGUCUAUUUAUCAUGAGCUAAGGCUAAAACUAUAUUAGUUACUAAUUAUUAACUCAUGAUAAUGAAGACUUAUCACUGCACAAUGUUGGAAUUUUGUUUUCAUGCUUUCAACUUAAUUUUUGCUUCAUUUAGUGAUAAUUUGUAUGAUUUAAAUUUACCAAACUAUUUUUCAUUUCAUUACAAUCAUUUCGGCUUUUAUAGAUCUUAAUUUGAUCAAUUAAAUCAUCUAUAAUUGUUUACAUAAGAAUCGAGAGUUCUGCUUGAUUCGACUUCGUCGGGUGGUGAUGUCAUCAUGACAUCCACACCCUUAUUUUCCUUUUUUGUGAAUUUUAAAUAUAUUUCAUUUCUUUUUCUUAGUAUAAAAUUCAUAAAAACUCAUAUUCUUCGAAAACAAUUCUGAAAAAUUAUUCGAUACUAUAUUACAUCCUUAUGAUCGACCUAGAGAAUUUCUAAUAUUUUUGAAACUUUUAUUGAAUUAGAAUUAAUAUAUUUGUUCAGAAAUACUUCUAAAGAUCUGAAAAUUAGUAUUUUAUAGUUUUAUAAAUUUUAAAUUUGCGUGAUUUAUUAUACAACGAUUAAGUCACAUUCUAGCCUACAUCACAUGAAAUAAGAAUUUUAUUGAGAUAUUUGAAAUACAUACAAGUCUUUGACUAUAAAUUAAGAUGACAACUGUGUUUUGACUACAGCUUCAAGAGGUAGAGCUCCAGUUUUACAGCGACGAUCAUCAGAAUUUUGUGUUCGGAAGGAUUUAGCCUCAAAGGCUCUCCUUAGACAAAAACAAUGAACCUACCAUUUUGAUUUAAGGCAUAAUGAUGUGCACUUUUUUCAGCUAAUGUUUUAAUUAAUUCAAUAGCUUCGUCCUCAUAUUUAUUCAUAAAUGUUCCACUAGAAGCUGCAUCAAUUAGAUGCCUAUCUUUCUCAUUCAAUCCCUCAUAAAAAAAUUGAAAUAAUUGCCAAUUUUGAAUGCCAUGAUGAGGACAUUGCCUAGUAUAGUCCCUAACUCUUUCCCAAGCUUCAUAAAACGAUUCUUGCAGGCUUUGCACAAAUCUCUAAUUUCUCUUCUAAUUGAAUUAGUCUUACCCACAUAAUAAUUUUUUUAAAAAAAUACUACCUCCAUUUCACUCCAAGAACUUAAUUCUUGGGCUACUGCACGCAGCCAAUCUUUGGCCUUAGCCUUAAGUGUAAAUGGGAAUAAUCUCAUCUUCACAGUUUCUAUAGAAACAUUUGGGUAGUGAGAAAUGGCACACGAGAGAAUUCUUUUAAGUGUUUGUAUGGUUCUUCAUGAGGCAUUCCAUGAAAAUGUGGAAGCAUCUGCACCAGAUGAUGGUCAACUCAAAAAUUAACAUCAUUUCCUAUAGGUUCAUUGAUCCUAUUUAUUGGCCGAUAUUGGAGAGGUGCUGAAUGAUCUUUUAAGCGCAUUCUUCUAUCUCCCAUUGAUUUUCAUCCAUUCUUCUCUCUUUUUUUGGAUUUUCUUCUACGUUUCUACUGUUUUCUAAAUUGUCUUCUUCUCUUCUCUCAUUCUUAGGAUUCUCUUAUAUGUGAGAGGUGUUUUCUCAUCCUGAAUUUGGUAGAGGUGCUGUGUUUCUAACUAAUCUUCUUUCGUGCAUGAAUUUAACUUUCAAUAAAACUCAAGAAAAUAAAUGGCUACGUUUUUUUUUUUAUAAAAACAAGUGAUAAAUCAGGUCAUUAAUUUUUCCUGAAACAAUGAGAAAAAAGAUUAUGAUUAACUUUAAUUCAAUGCUUGUAAUAAUUUAAUUCAAAUAAGUACUGAAAUACUUUGAAACUUUGCAAGACAUGUCACCAAUUCAAUUUGAUAUUCAACAAAGUCAGUAUCAUUUAAAUAUAUUCCUUAUUGCUGGACAUGCUAAACACUUAAAACAAUAUUUAUUUAAUAAAGAAAGUAAAAUACCAAGAAUUUCGUGAAUAAUAUUUCAAAUCAAUUUCUUUAAACAAAUUCUUAAGUAUGAUUUAAGAUAAGAUUUCAGAUCACGUAGCUUGAUCUCUUAAGUUCUAAUGAUUUUACUAACUUGUAUCCACUAAAAUACUUCUCUACUAAUGAUCAAUCUCAAAAAAUGAAAAGAAUUAUCACCUUAAAACAAUGAAGAUUAAAUCUAACAGCACUCAAUUCCCCAACAAUGGUGCCAUUAGAUUGUCUUAGAUUGGAGGUGUCGUUAGGCCUCAAUCUGCUCAAUCAGAAUAUAGAUAUAGAUGCACGAUUAAAUGUUGAUUCACCAAAAUGAAUGUAGACAAGAUGAGUUAGGUUGUCUCCUCAGCAAAUUAGGAUGUAAAUUUAAUCAGUUAUUGAUUAGAGAUGACAAAGAUUUGAAUGUGGGAAAAUAAGAAGAAGAAACUUGAGCAUGGGGUUGCAAAUGAUGGACAAUGAGAAAUAAUAGAUGAUGGAAAAGAAGAUGAUUACACAAUCUCAGGGAUUAUGUGAUAUGAACGAACCCAAUAAAGCUAAAUCUUAUCUAUAACAUCCAAAUCAUAAGUUUCCUUGAAGCCAACCUGAUUAUCACCACAUCUCCAUCCUUAUUUUCACCAAGAGGAGGCGAUCAUUGUUAGCCAUGGGAGGGAAUCUCGUUCAGGGCAAAGAACUUGAGGAUCAAUGGAUGAACUCAUCUCUUAAGCACGAGAUGAGGAGCUUGGAACCCUUCAAACCCUUAUGGGACAGCUGCUGCCUGAAGUUCUAUUCCAUAGAAGCUAACCACAAAAUUUGUAAUUACAUGUUUAAAUAGGGUGGCUGCCCACUCUCCUUCCCUCUCUCUCACUUACAAGAGAUUAGGUUAAGAGAUCCAAACGCUUUGCACCCUUUAACCUAAAAAUAAACCAUUGGAUCUUCACGCCUCCAAUAAUAAAUCUUGGCCCUUGGAUGGAAAUUAGGUCUUCAAUCUUUUAAUCUCCUCCCUUGGAUCACUUCUCCUUAUGGUGUGUCUCUCUUUAAGUUUUAAUCUCCACCAUUGGAUGAGUGCUCCUCCUCUCCUCCUCAAGUAAAAAUGGACGGUGGAUCUUCUUUCACUUAUGAACGCCCUCUUUAAGUGAUUAUGGGCCAAAGGUCCAAAAUUCCUUUUAGGCCCAUAACCCCUCUUCUGGACCCAUGGAUGUCCUCAGUCACCUAGUGGCCUGCUAAAGCAUAACCUCAACACAAAACAUUAGGCAGCAAGGUUGAUUGUCAAUCUUGUUACAUGAUAUAAAUCAAAUCUUCUAAGGAAGACAUAAAACCAACACAACUAAAGAGAAAUUUAUCAAAGGUAUAUAAAUAUCCAUGUAUCUAAUAUUGUAGUAAUAUCGUGAUGACCUAUAUUUUCAUGUCCUAAAUGAGUCAUACUUGACAGAAUAAUCUAUGUUUAUACAUGGUUAGUGAUGACUUAUCAAUGCCCUACAAUGAGGGAGGAAGAGAAUAUAAAUAGGGGUCCUAAUUUCUCAAAGUGAGAAACCCAUGAUGUGUGGCCUCUCCUUAAUUUUAGAUUUGGGCCUUUCUUGUUGGGCCUUGAACGUGGGUUGGCUGCUUCUCUCCUCCACAUUUAAUAUCCAAGUUAUCUAGGCCUUGAAAUUCAAUGUAACUCUAAGAAAAAUGUGAGAAUAAUCCACUUGAUUCAAAAGAAUCAAGUAGGGUUAGUUCACAAGUCAAUAAAUACUCAAAAUAGGGACUAGAUAAAUAAGACAUAUUUAUUUCAUUUUAAUCAUAAAUAAGUGAUAAUUACCAUGCUCAUGAAAAUAUAAAUAAUUAAUUAAAGCAUAAAAACAUAUAAUUAUUACUACAUAUUUAAUAUCAUCAACAGCUAAGGAGGCAUCAUGGUACCGAAGACUUAAGUUCUUGAUCGGUAGUGGUUCAUGACGGAUUGAUCCUACGUUGUUCAACGUGCCACGUGACUAAGCACAUUUAAUCCAGUGACUGUUGAAGCACCACAAUAUCAAAAACUUAAGUUCUCCCACAUAUCAUCAUUAGGGAUAUAAAGACAAUAAUUAAUUAUUAUCUAGUAAAAUAGAUAUUAUCAAUUAUCUUUAAAAUCUCGUCUGCAGCCGUGAAUACAACAAUUCAUUCUUCCCUCCUUUCAUGCGAUCAACGUCUUCAACAAUCGGCGAGUUCAUUCUUUCCUCCCCUGACUACAUUCAAGGCCUUCAGUGAGUGGUUAGCUCUUCCCUUCUGAUGACGGUGAUAUUGUGUUCGACUCUUCCUUUUGGCAGAUUUCUUUGGCAAGGGAUGCAAUGCUUCCAGAUAAUACUUUUGUGACUUCUGACGUGGUGGUCGGCACGUCCAGACAAAAUAAAGUCACCACACCGAUGUCUCCAGUUACCCUAGAGGUAGACUAAAUUUUGACAAUGACUUAUUUUCUACUUUCAAUAUUUACUUAGUUUUGUUAUUUAUUUAUAUUUUACAUAAAGUUAUUUCUAUUUUAUGUAUGUUCUAAUAGAAAUGAGUAGAACUAAUUCAAAACUUGAUGAAUGAUAUUCAUUCUUCUUUUAAAUCCUCCAAAACUCUUCUGAGACUAAGCUAAGAUCAUUUUCAACUUAUUUUCUAUUGAUUUUCGUAGUCGAAUCUUGACAUAUUCAUGCUCACAAUGUUAUGUAAAUAAUUGUUAUUUUUCUAUUUUCAAAUGUAAAAUUAGUGAGAUUAAAAGCUAUUUAAUGAUUGUUAAAUUGUUAAAAUAAUGUGGAGACAUUCAUGGCUGACCUCAUAUCAUGUGUGUGAAUUCUCAAGCACACAUUCAUGGCUGAUCGUAUUUCUCUCAUUCUUUAUUGUCAUCUUAUUUCUCUCUCUCCCUCUCUCGGAAGACCUCUUCUUCUCUCUCCAUCUCUCUCGAUCGAUCUCCCUUUCUCUCGUGAGAUGUUUCUCUUUCUCCAUCUCAUGUGAGAUUUCUCUCCUCUUUCUUUCUCUCUAUUUCGUGAGAGUUCUCUCCUCUCUCCUUUUUCCUCAAUUUCUUCGCUUCUCUUCUUUUAUUCUUCUCACCUCAUCCUUCUAUUUUAUUAUUUCUAUUAAAAUUAAUAAAAUAUAAAAAUCACUAUAUAUAUAUAAAUUAAAUUAGUUUUCAUGAUGGAUUAAUCAAUCUCUCUAUGUUCGACUUGAAACUUACUUCUAUACUAAUAUUUUAUUAAGUCUUAGUUAUAAAUAUUAUUAGAUAAUAUACAUUUAAGCACAACGACAAAUGCACAUCAAUGGCCCUAUGACACAAAUCACUUGUGGACAUUUCCCAUCAACAAUGGUAGCCUUAAUUCAAUUCACUUCCAUUGUGCAUAGGUUGUUCCUCAACUUCAUCCAAUCAUUGGGCAUGCUCUAAAGACUAGUUGACUUAAGGGAGACUAAGUACAAGAACCUCUAGAAUUCGUAGUAGCUUUCUCCUUUGGGAAGAAUCCUCAGCUUCUUAGUCUGACUUUGUGCCCCCUUCUCUUUUUUACCUUGCUAGCACCACCUUGGAAUGCCCAAUCGAAGGAGAUUGGCUAGUUGGUCCUUGCAAGUUUGGCCAUCAUAGUUGUUGAUGCCACCAUUAGAUGGUACAAUUGCAAAUAAAGGCUUACAUAGUUCUAGUUGACAUGCAUGGGGAUGGGCAUAAGCCAAAAAGAGGAAAGCAAUGUUGCACACUCCCAUGGCAAGAAGGACCAGAGAGGAAGGGAGGAAGGAAGGGAAGAGGGCAUCAAAGGUGAUGACAAUAAUGGGUCUUCAAUAGAGGGUUAUGGUAUCCGACCUUCAAGAAGAACUAUAUUAGUUGUUUAAGCAUAGUGGAUAUGUGAAUCUAUAAAGGUUCAACCACAAUGAUCUUUGAACAUUCGAAUUUAUAUUUGUUAAUAAAUAAAUAAAUAAAUUAAAUUUAGAUUUUCUCCUCACCACAAUGAGUUGAGCAAAUCUUGAUUGAAAAUUAAUUAUGAUCAGCUGAUUUCAACGAUGGCAUCUUCAAUAUUUAGAUUUCUUCUAGACAUGAUGCAGAAGCAUAAAAUCAAACAUAAUUAAAUUUCUUCUCAUCAAAUUUAGAGAAACAUUGUUAGUGAUUUUUUUUCUUAGUUUCUUAUGACAAAAUGCCAUUCAAAAUCCCCUUCCUAUGUAUAGAAGCACCUAUUAUCAAAAUAGAAGACUACCAAGAAGACAUGAGGUUUUAUAAACUUAGCCUAAAAUGGACACUAUUAAAAUUUAUCUAUCAAUUUCAUCAUGAGUAGAAGUCAUAUCAUGAGCAUUGACAUGACUUAGUCAUUGUAUAAUAAAUCACGUAAAUUUAAAAUUUAUAAAACUAGAAAAUACCAAUUUUCAAAUAUUUAGAAGUAUUUCUAAGCAAAUAUAUUAAUUAUAAUUCAUUACAAUUUCCAAAAAUAGUGUAAAAUUUUCAUGUCAAUCAUAAGGAUGUAAUAUAAUAUCGGAUAUAUUUCAGAAUUUUCUUCAAAGAAUAUGAAUUUUUAUAAAUUUUAGACUAAAAAAUGAAAAUAAAAUAUAUUUAAAAUUUACAAAAAAAGAAAAUAAGGGGGUGCGGACAUCAAGAUGAUGUCAAUGCCUGACGAACACAAAUUGGGCAGAAAUAGAGUUCUGUCUAGUGAUUUUUACGUAAGCAACUACAGAUGAUUUAAUUGGUCAAAUUAAGAUCUAUAAAAGCCAAAAGAAUCGUAAUCAAAUGAAGAGUAGUUUGAAAAUUUGAAAUCACACAAAUUAUCUCUAAAUAAAGUGAAAAUUAAGUUGAAAGUAAGAAAAUAGAGUUCCGGUAGCACGGCGAUAAUGCAUCGACGAUGUACUAGAAUCUUGAGUAUUUGGGAGGAUUUUCAGGUAGUGUCUACAGCCUCAAAGGCUCUCCUUAGACAAGGACGACAUGGACAAUCUUUAGAUCUUCUUGUGAAGUCUAGAGAUCAAUAAAAUAGGUCGUCGAAUCAUCUCUGAUGGCUGUCACCUAGUGAAGUGAAAAAAUAAUGACUUUACGACUCUUCAACGGCUGUCACCCAACAGAGAAAAGUUAGAUGAAAGUGGGGCGCAUGUUAGGGAGCUUCAUCCUUAGGUCCACGCAGCAAGAGGAGACUCUUCAUCGCAUCUGGUAUGCUCUCAGGAGGUGGCGACUCGUCUUCUGA
This is a messenger RNA of Spirodela intermedia, 8443 nucleotides long. The record is from the annotation of a GenBank genome assembly. Lineage: Eukaryota; Viridiplantae; Streptophyta; Magnoliopsida; Alismatales; Araceae.